Molecule: messenger RNA, 1569 nt
Organism: Dioscorea cayenensis subsp. rotundata (Guinea yam)
Lineage: Eukaryota; Viridiplantae; Streptophyta; Magnoliopsida; Dioscoreales; Dioscoreaceae
Product: cytochrome P450 CYP82D47-like
Exons: 2
Coding region: 1-1569 (522 amino acids)
Biological process (GO): defense response to other organism
Molecular function (GO): monooxygenase activity; iron ion binding; heme binding
Source: RefSeq, a predicted model, not a curated record
AUGGAGUACUCCCUCUUUGAGUUCUGCUCCAUUGUUGCCCUCAUAACUUUUGCUUACCUUUGCCAUCAAUGCAUAGGAAAGCUCAUGAAGAACAAGACCAAUGACCCACCUGAAGCCACCGGAGCCUUGCCGGUGAUCGGUCACCUUCACUUGUUCCGUGGACCUAAACCACUCUACCAAGUCCUAAGCGACAUGGCCGACAAAUACGGUCCGGCUUUCAUUGUCCGUUUCGGCUCUUGCCGCACUUUGAUACUAAGCAAUUGGGAGGCCGUCAAGGAUUGCUUCACCACAAAUGAUAAAGUUGUCGCUGCCCGGCCGGUGAAUGCCGCCACCGAACACCUCGGCCAUAACUACGCCAUGUUUGGCUUUGCGCCAUACGGCAACUACUGGCGUGCUGUGAGGAAGAUCACUUUGACUGAGCUUCUUUCUCCUGCCAGGCUUGAAAUGCUUAAACAUGUCCCAGCUGCUGAAGUGAACACUUGCAUGAAAGAACUUUUCACAAUGUGCACAAGUGACAGUCAUAUUGUUGCUAGGGUUGACAUGAAGAAGUGGUUUGGGAACUUGAAUUAUAAUAUAGUGGUUCAGAUGAUAGCUAGUAAGAGAUACUUUGGGUCUGGGAGUGUGUCUGAAGAGGCAUGGAGGUUUAGGGAUGCAGCCACUCAGUUCUUUCAUCUAAUUCUAUCUUUUGUGCCUUCUGAUAUGUUUCCUUUUCUUGGGUGGAUGGAUAUUGGAGGGUAUAUUAAAGCCAUGAAGAAGGCUUCCAAGGAGAUGGAUGAUGAGAUGGAUAGAUUGGUGGAGGAGCAUAGGAAGAGAAGGGCUUGUAGGGAUGAUUGUGAUCAUGAUCAGCAUAACCAUAGUCCUGACUUCAUGGACUUGAUGAUUUCAUCCUUGGAAGGCAAACAGCUUGAAGGGUUUGAUUGGAAGACUGUUAUCAAGACAACCUCAUUGACCAUGAUACUUGGAGGCACUGACACAACAAGCACAUCCCUAACCAAAGUGUUGAUAAAUCUACUAAACCAUAAAGAGGUGUUAAAAAAGGUCCAAUUAGAGCUGGAUGAGCAGGUUGGCAAAGGCCGAGUAGUGAACGAGUUAGACACAAAAAACUUGGUCUAUUUACAAGCGGUCAUCAAAGAGUCAUUCAGAAUGACUCCUCCGGACCCAUUUCUGAUUAGACGAGCCACACAAGAGGAUUGCAUUCUGGCAGGGUAUCAUGUUCCCAAAGGGACACAGGUUUUAGUAAAUGCAUGGAAGGUGCAUAAUGAUCCUCAAGUGUGGCCGGAGCCGGAGAAGUUUCAGCCGGAGAGGUUCUUAUCUAGUUAUAAAGAUAUCGAUGUGAAGGGCCAACAUCAUGAGCUUAUUCCAUUUGGGACAGGGCGAAGAGUUUGUCCUGGAGUUACCAUGGCUUUGCAAAUCAUGUACUUGACACUUGCUCGGCUUAUUCAAGGUUUUGAGCUUAGAACACUAAAUGAUUUUCCGGUGGAGAUGGAAGAUGGUUUGGUCUCUUUGGCCUCGGACUCGGCUCCUUUUAUGGUUGAGCUCAUUCCUCGUCUUACACCAGAGCUUUAUUAA